UAAUGGCGAUGAUGAAUUUUAUUGGGAUUUGUUUUUUUUUUCCUUUUGUUUAUAAACAGAAGUAAGAGAGAUAAGGGAAGAAGAGAGAGGUACCUCUUUGCUUCUUUCUUUCUUUCUCUCAUCCCUUUUUAAGAAUCUCUCUCUUACCUUUUCUUCUUCUUCGUUUGAUUCUAAUUUUGGAUCCCAGACCAGGAGGGUUUAUAUACAUAUAUUUGUGUGAAAUGAUUCAGAUUUUGGACUUGGUUCGUCUGAAAAUGUUUUGUUGAACGGAUUGCUUCACCGGAAAAGGGUAACUGCAAUGAACUCUGUACCUGUUACCCUCACAUUUUAUGUAGCUUCAGCAGACUGCUCUGCCAUAAACCAAUGUCGGAUUAAUGUUAAUUGUUUGGUUUCUUGUAUGCGGGUCUCUAGUCAAGCAAUGCAUGACUUGUGGAUGCCUGUGACUGAUACAUAGUUCUAGAUUUUUUAUUUUAUUUAUUCUUCUGCUAGAGAUAGAGAGAGGUAGUCUGUAUUGUUAGGAUUUGGUGGUUUGUAGUCGGAGUUUCUAGACAAGUAGGGAUUUGGAAACUGACAUCUCUCAAGUGACCAUAACCUCCCUUUUUACUUGAAAAUUUCCUUUGAGCAUUGGUUAUGGGUUUGCCACAGACUGCUUCAAGUGAACAAUCCCAGGAAGCUUUGUCUGCUCCUAGUUGUAGCCUUUCACAAAGUCUGCCUGUGUACGCUACUUCCCAUGAUUCAGAUGGCAUUAACAGUGGAAGUGAAGAAGGUAUCUGCUCUUCCAUUGGAGAAUUUGAUAGAAAAACAUCACUGGAGCCUUUGGAGUUCACAGAUGAUUCGUGUAGGUUCCAUGGCACUCGUGUUGUUACCUCAUCAAGUGCUCAUGGAUCGACUAGUUAUGCUGCCAAUAAGGUUAGUUCGAGUCUAAUUGGAGCUAGAAGGAUAGUUGGUUUUGCAUCAAGCGAAGUUAGCUCGCUGGACAACAAACCAACGAGUGUCGAUGUUGAUCACUCUCUAUCAUCCACUGGUGGAGUUACAGGAGUAGAAAUUGGUGGAGCGUUAGUCAGGAAACGAGUACUCUCCCCCCUGAAUACUCUCUUCCCUGUAAAAUUCAGAGGUGACCUGCUUGAUAUCAGCUGUGGUAACCACCAACAAAUUACUUAUUCUGGUCAGUCUAAUGGAUUCUGCAACUCUGUCGCAUUAGAUCACAGAAAGGCUAAUGCCCCUAGUAUGUUACAUCUCUCUACCACUCCUACGACCACAACCUCAUCUAGUUGCUGGGAUCGGAAGAAUGCCUCAAACAGUGGUAGACUCUCGUCCAUGGUCUUCACUGAUGGUCCAUUGCUUGACUCUGUAAACCUCCGCCGACCCACCAAAGGUGAGGUUUGCUUAUAUUCACCACAAUAUGAAACGUAUGGCAUGUCCAAUAAGCCCUUACCUUGUGAUAAGGAGAUAUCUGUCUCUCCGCCGCUUUGUAUGUCACCACUUGGUCCGAAGUUUUCUGAGAGAAUAAAAGCUGUAACAAGUGGCCAAAAUGGGAAGAUACUGGAAGAUUUAAGGAAUAUUAGUGAAGAAGCAGAAUUAAGAAUUGAUCAUAGAUUAUUUGAUGAUGCAUAUGCCGUUAGGAGAACGUUUUCAAUGGAGAGAAGUACUGAAUCAGCUCCGGCAUCUCCAUGUAAAAGGUUCGUUAGAAGCUUGAGUGGACGCCCCAUUCAGAGGUCAUUAGUUGGUUCUUUUGAGGAGUCACUAUUGACAGGAAGAUUGUCAUGCGGGCCAACAAAUCAGAUUGACGGUUUUCUUGCCGUUCUUAGUAUUGCUGGGGGAAACAUCUCUCCAAAAUCACAGAAGCUUCCAUUCUCAGUAACUAGUGUUGGUGAUGAUUGCUUCUUGCUAUACUAUGCCUCCAUAGAUCUCGCUGGAGGAUCUAUAUUGAACAAAUUCUGGGGCCAGAAAAUGAAAACAAGUCAAGUGAACUCUGAUGGUCAGAGUUCGAAGAGCCAACUGCGGAUCCCUAUGAAGGGCCGGAUUCAACUGGUUCUUAGUAACCCUGAGAAAACACCUCUUCACACCUUCCUCUGUAACUAUGACUUGACUGAUAUGCCAGCUGGUACAAAGACGUUCUUGCGCCAAAAGGUUACUCUGGGAUCAUCAAAUCCAACUAGUGAAGCAACAGAGGAGAACGCUAGAAAAGCCAAAAGCUUGGUAAAUGAAAACUCUAGAUAUAGGGACAAAAAGAGUUGUGAAGGAUCUGAUUUAGUAGAUGCAGUGGAAGGAGAUGGAAAAUUUGAUGAGUUACAUGAAAGUGAAAAAAGCUGUAUAAAGUUGUCUAAAGAAUGUAAUGGUGGUUCUGGUGCUCUACGCUACGCUCUUCAUCUGAGAUUUCUUUGCCCAUUACCAAAGAAAGCUUCAAAGAAAUCUGAUGAAACCGAAACUACAGGACAAAAUAAAAACUUGGAUUCAGAUGGGAAGAGGAGAUUCUAUCUGUACAAUGAUUUGAGAGUUGUGUUUCCUCAACGCCACACAGAUUCUGAUGAAGGAAAGUUGAAUGUGGAGUACCAUUAUCCAGAAAACCCAAGAUACUUCGACAUCACCGACUGAGAACUUAACUGGUUCGGUUGCAUGGUUACAUAAGCUUUAUGGUUUUCUUGUCCAAGAAGGAAGAAAUCAAUGGACUUCUUUGUACAUACAAAUUUAGUUACAAUGGCUCUGACCCACUUUGUACAGUUACCAUUUCGGGGUUUUCGUUUACAAGAACAAAAAAAAGAUAUGGAAAACUGAAUAAGAAAAAGUUAUAUUAAAAGUUGCUAUAGAUUACUGAAGCUA
Messenger RNA from Camelina sativa (false flax), 2820 nucleotides. RefSeq lists its product as uncharacterized. The record is from RefSeq and is a predicted model, not a curated record. NCBI's taxonomy places the organism in Eukaryota, Viridiplantae, Streptophyta, Magnoliopsida, Brassicales, Brassicaceae.